AUGCUGCGAAGAGACGCGAUUCUCGAGCGCGGAGUGUGGCACUUUAAAGGGGGUAAGCCUGUAGUCCAUGCCGACGUGUUGGCAUCUGCGCGGUGCACCUGGCGGGCUUGGUCCCUGCCAUGGUUAUCGAGGCAUGCCACGAGUUGCUGGGACUAUGUAUUGGUGCACUCGGACGUGCCAUUCCAUUUUUAUGCGCAUUUGUACGCCAUCAAACCGCACUGUUUUACCGCGCAUGCAUGUCUAGAGCUUCAUACGAGCACCAAGCUUGAACUGCAUAAUGUCUCAGGUACUGACAUGCCAUGGCAUUUGCAUGCUACUGGCAUUGAACGUGGCUGCAAGGUCAAAUGGCUCAUUCACUUAUGUGCUGAUGAGAAACAAGCUCGAUUAUGUUAUCGCGUGCUCCAAAACUGUGUGCAGCGUCUCUCUCGUCUGGUCUAUGAAACGCAGUGCGGCGAAACAACGCGGCUGUACAAAGACGCGCGUCAUUCACCUUACAAGGGUCAGGCCGAGUGGCUCUUGCAUUCAGAUCGGCCUGUGCUGAUCGAGUCAAGUCCCCGUCAUGCGAGUCGCCUACCGCCAUUGCAGAUGCCCGUGUCGCCUACGUGGACGCCGAGAGCCCUUUCUAGGUCGAUAGAGCCACUGACGCCGCCCUUGCGAUUUGCGUAG
Messenger RNA from Malassezia restricta, 666 nucleotides. RefSeq lists its product as uncharacterized. The record is from RefSeq and is a predicted model, not a curated record. NCBI's taxonomy places the organism in Eukaryota, Fungi, Basidiomycota, Malasseziomycetes, Malasseziales, Malasseziaceae. The coding region runs from base 1 to 666 and encodes 221 amino acids. The transcript has a single exon.